AGCUCGCGAGUCAUAUGAUCGACUCCCUCUUACUGUUCGUUGGUGAAAGUAAAAAGUCCAUUUCAAAACUUAACAAGGAAAUUUCACGACUAUGUGACUCUGGAGACUUUCUUGUGGCUGUGAAAAUAUUGGAAGGGUUGGAAGUGAGUAAUGUUCAACCAGAUAGUUCAACAUAUCACUGUAUGAUUCGUUCCCUUACCAAAAGAGGAGAGGAAAAAUUGGCGCGUCAUUGCUUGACGCUUAUGUUAGAAAAAGGGUUGCUUCCUUGCACCGAAAGCGUGAAUUUGUUGAUGAAGCAGUACUUUAUUCAAUCACCGAGAGCUUUGGAGAAGGCUUCUUCGUUGUUUCGAAGGAUGAAAGAGUUGCAAGUUCCUUUGGACGCUUAUACUUAUAACAGUUUGUUGCACGUUUAUGCGUUGAAUGGACAAGUUACUUUAAUGGAACAGUUAUUUGAGGAUAUGAACAGGCAAGAGCGUCUAGUGGAUUGGAACACAUUGAGUAUUAUGUUGAAGGGAUAUUGUAAGGCAGGUGAUGUUCAGAAGCUAGUUGUUUUCCUAUCGGAAGCAGCAAAGAACCCCAAGUUGGAAGGUCAACUCAAUAUUGGAGUCUAUAACUGUUAUGUGGAUAGUCUUUUACAGUUGGGUCAAAUGAAUACAGCUGAAAAGAUUUUAGAACACAUAUUUGCUCAUGAAGCUAUUUAUCAACCAACCAUAUAUACCUAUAAUACACUGUUGAAGUUACAGAGAGAACGCCAAGAUGAUAUACGUGCUAUGCAAAUUCUGGAUGAUAUGAAAGAGAAAGGAGUUGUACCAGAUAUCUAUUCGUUUUGUAUUGUAGCGGACUGUCUAUGUCGUAAAGGAAAGAUGAAGGAAGCGAUGUUGUUGAGACAAAGAAUGGAGCACAUUUCAAGAGAAAGUCGAACAGUUUAUUACAAUAUUCUGUUGAAAGGUUGCAAAAUGUUAAAAGAGAGUGCACUAGAAAUGGGAUGGUCUAUUCUGGAUAAAAUGUCUCAAGAUCAAAUAUUGCCCGAUUCGAUCUCCUUUGUGACAAUGUUAGAGGUUUGCAACGAAGUUAAAGACAUUGACAGCGCUAGGAUGAUGGUCCGAAGUAUGAUGAAUUCUAAGAAAAAGAUUUCGAUAGAAGCUAUUAACACUGGUUUAUCUGUUUUUUGUAAAAUGAAGACAGCCAUAGAAGAAUCCUUUCAGUUACUGAAAUGGGCUAAAGAAAAUGGCAUUGAACCUGAUACUAUAUCGUACAAUAUUCUGCUUGAUCAUGCGUUUCGGUUGAGAGACUGGGAACGAGGUGAGAAAAUUUUCAAAGAGUUACAAACUCAAGGCCUUAAACCUGAUGCAACUACGUACAAUUAUCUUAUUCGUGCGUACUCCAAUUCCAAUCAAUAUGCAAAAGUAGUCGCUACUUUUAAAGAAAUGAACAAGAGAAAUUUUAUUCCAAAUGAGCAAUCCUGUAGUAGUUUGGUUCGCGUAUUUCAUAUCCAAGGUAAUGAUGCAGCAGCUCUACAAGUCUUAAAUCUGAUGGAAAGACAUUAUUCUCCUCGUAAUGAUCCUUCCAUAUUGGCAUUUGUUCGUGCCUAUAUCUCAAUGGGUCGUUUACAAGAUGCCCUGGGAAUGAAAAGAAUGCUGUCACGGAAAACUGGGCGACUUUGGAAAACGAUAGUCACAAUUCUAAUGGAUGCAUUUGCGUCUAUCGGGGAUCUUCGGGUCGUCGAAGAUCUGCUAGACGAAAUGCGUGGUUUUCAGAAUGAUAACAUUUUGGACCCGAUCCAUACCGGUAUUUAUAUCAAGGCCUUGUGCAACGCGUGUGAACAUGAAAAAGCUUUUCAAGUGUUGAAGAAAGAUAGUCGUCACGACAUUAUUUGGUACAAUACUUUGUUGCAUUCAUUAGCUAAACUAGGUGAAAUGGAUAAAUUGUCCCAAGUUCUUUAUUAUAUGCAAGAACAAGGUAUUGCUCACGACGAACAUACCCAUUAUGCUAUAAGACCAGUCAUGCAGAAAUUUGCUACUUUGUUGAGUGAACAUCACCGUACAAAUAGUGCCAAUCCGCCAUGAGAUCUGAAAUCACUACCAAUAAUUGUUCAUCAACAUUUGGAAAGAAAAAAGAUGAUUUGCGCCAUUUUUUGGGCUUUAUUUUGGCACCAAAAAUAAAAAGUCGAGUUUGAAG
Messenger RNA from Galdieria sulphuraria, 2178 nucleotides. RefSeq names its product mitochondrial protein translocase, MPT family. The transcript is spliced from 3 exons. The record is from RefSeq and is a predicted model, not a curated record. Gene Ontology annotation, molecular function: protein binding. The coding region runs from base 15 to 2066 and encodes 683 amino acids. NCBI's taxonomy places the organism in Eukaryota, Rhodophyta, Bangiophyceae, Galdieriales, Galdieriaceae.